UAGGCCCAGUACAACUAGACCUCAUCCAGACCUUAUUUGAUUGCAUGUGGCCCAUUUUUCACCCUAAAUAUUAAGGAUUCUUUUUUAUUGCAGACACUCAGACCAAAUUACAAUUUUGUUUGGGUGACAAGGAGAGAAUCCUUUGCUGAUUGAGUGCAAUGCAGCACUCUAUCAAAGUGGGCGUUGAGAGAAUCUGCAAGGAUAUCAAUCGCCAUCCCAAAAUUGAUAGAUAUCUUCAUACUCUGGCAACCAGAUUGGCGCAUGAACAACAUACCCACCGUUCUUUUGUAUUUCAGUGGCACAGAAUAUGAGAGUAGUAUUGCUCAGAUAUGCUCUCCCUCCCUCCCUCCCUCCCUCCCCUUUUGCACAGGGCAUACCAACCUACCUUUCCUCUGCUAUAUAAAGGACCCCUAUCUGAAGGGCUGGAAAUCUCAUCAGUCUUUCUAUCUUGCAACCCUAACCCAUUCCCUCUUUCUCAGCUUAAGAAUUAGAUGGAGUACUCCAACUUGCGACGUCAGGCUGCUUAUAUGAAGAAGAGUCUCUUUGAUCAGGGAUACUUGGAUGAACAAUUUUAUCAGCUGGAAGAGUUGCAGGAUGAUGUUAGCCCUAAUUUCGUGGAAGAAGUUGUAACCUUGUUCUUCAGGGACUCAGCCAGACUGAUCAGCAACAUUGAGCAGGCUCUGGAUAAAUGCCCCCAAGAAUUCAGCAAGUUGAAUGCAUUUGUGCAUCAGUUAAAGGGUAGUACUUCCAGCAUUGGUGCUUCCAGGCUGAAGAACGAGUGCACACGGUUCAGAGAUUAUUGCGAUGAAGAAAAUCUUGAAGGAUGCCUGAAAUCAUUUCAAAAGUUGAAGAGGGAGCAUGCUGUUCUGAGGCAGAAGUUGGAGUCAUAUUUCCAGUUGUUAAGGCAAGUCGGUCCUGUGGAAAAAGCCACUCGCCCCAGCAUGUGAGAUGACAUAUUGCUACCGUAUGCAAGAGUUCAGCGAGGUCUUAAGCGCUUAAAGAAGUCUAUUUAGAGAGUGAUAUAAUCUAUGUCGUUAUACCUUGAACUAGAAAUAUCAAGAGUUGGCAAACUUGUAUUAGAUGAAAUUGCGAUUGAUUUGCAAGUUGACCCAGCAUAUGAUUUCCUAUGUCUAAUUAAUUCCAUUGCAUCCAUAAAGUUUGAAGACCCUCUUUGUUCUUGCAAUA
Molecule: messenger RNA, 1185 nt
Organism: Phoenix dactylifera (date palm)
Lineage: Eukaryota; Viridiplantae; Streptophyta; Magnoliopsida; Arecales; Arecaceae
Product: pseudo histidine-containing phosphotransfer protein 5-like
Biological process (GO): cytokinin-activated signaling pathway; phosphorelay signal transduction system; phosphorylation
Cellular component (GO): cytoplasm; nucleus
Molecular function (GO): protein histidine kinase binding; histidine phosphotransfer kinase activity
Source: RefSeq, a predicted model, not a curated record